GAGAGAGCAAAACGACAAGCAAAUGAUCGCCCAUUCUCCGACCACACUUCGUACAAUCGAACAAGCCUCCGUUAACCAUACUCUCUCAUUUCCCAAUGAUCUUUGCCUCAACCCCUCUCAAUAGCAACCCUUAAACCCGAGAGGGUUUCACUGGAAUUUGGAAACCGACACAACCACUCGCUUUUACUCCUCUAAUCACGUGAAAAAUCACUCCAUCGCCCUUGUUAAACCCUCUUCCUCUCACUUAUAUUUUCCCUUUCUUAAAUCCGUAUUGGAAGAACACGAUACGAUAACUUGGGUUCCGCUAGAAUUUUGUCGGGUGGGACAGAUUGGCAUGUUGUGGUUUUCUCGACUUCUUCUUCUUUUUGUUAAAAUAUCCUUUCCUGUUAGGUCGAGAAGGGUUUUGUCCUUGUUUCCCAGUUUCUGUCAUGAUGUAUGUUGAACUAAGAACUUACCUUAAGAGCUAAAUCCCAGAUUUUGGGAAAAAGUUCGUGUCCUCUGAUUUUUGGGUUGACUCUGGUUUAUGGCAAAAGAUAAGCUUUUUGCGGUUGUCCCUUUGAAUUCGUCAAUUCUGGCUUAUUUCGUGCCAAUCACCAGUCGAUGGGCCCUUGUUUUGUUCUGAUUGUGGUUAUUGCAAAAUAUUAGACUUGCUGCGACUAUUCUGGGUGUGUUACGCGCCGAUCAGGAUUUGAUGGGUCUUGGAACAAAUUAGCGAUGGAUACUUGUGGGGACGAGGAAGACGAAUUCUUUGAUGCCCGCGAAGAGGUCUCAUCUAUCUCCGACUGCAACUCCGAAUUCUCCGAUGACUUCAGUUGUCUUAUUGAUCAAGAAACCGGCGGUUUUGAUCUCUGGAACCAGAAUCCGGAGAGUGUUCUCAGUCGCCGACGUAGGUUUUUCGAAUCCAUGGGCUUUAGCUUCAAAAAAGCUUCAGCAAACGAUUAUGGAGAUAAAGAUCAGUCCGACGAAACGGGAACCCCUCGCUCAUAUCACUCGGACCAAUCUCCGUCUGACGAUUACGUUGAUAGAGUGAAGAACAUGUUGUUGAGGAACGAAUCUAAUGGAGACCGUUCUUCUCUUUCAUCACUUUCGAAUUCUCUGGGAGAUUCAAUUGAGGAUAAUGUCAGAAGAUUGGAGAGCAUGGAUGGUGAAGUUGUGUUUGUGAGGAAUGAAUCCAGCAGCAGCAGCUGCGUGGAUGAAGCACUCAGCGAACCGGGUUCGAGCAAGUCCAGUAAUAGCAGCUUUGGUGGUUUUGAAAACUCCUUGUUGAGUCAUAGAGAAAGACGUGAUGAGUCGACCAAAAAGGGGACUAAAGGCUGGUUAAAAAAGCUAAGCGCUCUAAGGCAUGUUCUUCAUAGACACAAUGACUCCAGAGAAGGUGAAUCAGUAGGAUCGCCGUCGAGGAGACUUGCUCGGGUUCAUUCUUAUAAGAAGCAUUUCAAGGAGCUCUCCACUCUCUAUGUCGGCCAAGAAUUCUCAGCGCAUGAUGGAUCGAUCUUAACCAUGAAGUUCUCUCAUGACUGGAAACACUUGGGCACUGCAGGUGAAGAUCGUGUUGUUCGUGUCUGGGAAAUAACCGAGAAGGAGAGAGCAGAUGGAUUUGAAGUGACAGAGUCUGAUUCAGGCUCUUACGCUUACUUUAGAACGGAUGAUGGUCUUUCCCGGAUUGAGCCUCUUAAUUCUGAAAAGAAGAGAAGAUUAUUGAAGAUGUCAUCUGAUCUGACUUGUGUCGUAUUGCCCCCAAAGGUCUUUGCAAUAUCGGAGAUUCCUCUGCAUGAGUUUCGGGGACACACUGGUGAAAUCUUGGAUCUUUCCUGGUCACAGAAAGGGUUGCUGCUGUCUUCCUCUGUGGACAAGACUGUCCGUUUGUGGCGUGUAGGUUCCCAUGAAUGCCUCAAAGUAUUCUCCCAUAAGAAUUUUGUUACAUGUGUUGCGUUCAACCCGGUGGAUGAAGAUUACUUUAUCAGCGGUUCAAUAGACGGGAAAGUUCGAAUGUGGGAUGUGUCCCACUGCCGGGUGGUUGACUAUACUGAUGUAAGAGACAUUGUUACAGCCGUCUGUUAUCGUCCUGACGCUAAGGGUGCAGUGGCUGGAACCAUGAGAGGAGACUGUCGAUUUUACCAGAUACUGUAUGAUCAAUUGCAGCUGGACAGAGAGAUCAGUUUACAUGGGAAAAGGAAGGAAGUGCCAAGCAAAAGGAUAACUGGUUUACAGUACUUCCCAGGCGACAUUGACAAACUGAUGGUCACUUGUGCUGAUUCACAAAUCAGGAUACUGAGUGGAGCUGAUUUGAUAUGCAAGCUUAAAGGAUAUAGCCUAUUGACAACAUUGAGCACUGCUUCUGCCUCAUUCACAUCGGACGGGAAGCACAUAGUCUCGACAACAGAGGACUCAAGUGUGAAUGUGUGGAGCUACUCCUCCUCUCAACCCAACCAGAAGGCUUCUUCUUCUUCUUCUAGUAAGAAACCCAAAAGCAUAAGAUCAUGUGAGAGGUUUGUGUCAGACAACACAUCAGUAGCAGUACCAUGGGGGCCAGUGGACAAGAACAGGUUGGGUUUAGGGUUCAUCUCAGAUGGAUUAUUACUACCUCAGUGCCCUUCUUCUUCUUCCCUUGACUGUUUGAGAGGAUCAUCAACCACUUCUACUACCACAUGGCCUGAAGAGAAGCUUCCAAGAGUGGAAAGCCCAAACAUGAAGUUGUUGUUGAGGAAUGGUUGGCCUCACCAUCACCACCACCACCACCUUUGGGGGCUUGUUAUCGUUGCUGCCACUUGGGACGGCAAAAUCAGAGCUUUUCACAAUUACGGCUUACCCGUUCGGGUUUAACACACACGUCCUCCUUUCGACGAGAGUUUGUAUAGGAAUGGUCUCCUUUUGAAUGAGUUUGUGCAUUGCAUUGUGUGUAUAUGUUUUGUUUGUUCUUCUUAUUAGUUGAUUAAGCUGCAACUUACAGUGAACAA
Molecule: messenger RNA, 2957 nt
Organism: Tarenaya hassleriana
Lineage: Eukaryota; Viridiplantae; Streptophyta; Magnoliopsida; Brassicales; Cleomaceae
Product: WD repeat-containing protein 44-like
Exons: 7
Coding region: 715-2823 (702 amino acids)
Molecular function (GO): protein binding
Source: RefSeq, a predicted model, not a curated record